AUGACUAUCACCACGACAUCACUGGCUCUAGGGAAGGCUAUCCCCGAAGGGCCUCACGCGAUAUCAGUUCAAAUUCCGACAUGGAGCGAUAUGUGCGGUAUGGGACGAGGAGAUGUUCAGAUCAUGGAAGCUUUGCAAAAUGGAUAUCCGCGCACUUUUAUUCAUCAAACCAUUCAAAAGCUAUGUCGAGCAUGCCAAAGCCGAUUUCUUUCUUCUCCCGCAAAAAUUCUACUAUUCCCCGAUCAAAAAAGCGCCCAAACAUGCAAGAACUAUAUCACAUCAUCUACUAUUCACAAAAAUGAAGCUGUACCAUCCAAGUCGGUAUCAAUUAUCGCUUUGGAGAUUGGUGAAUCUCAACCAACAUUCCUAUAUGCUGGUCAAACACCAGGGCCAACGCUCUGGGCUGUGGUAUAUCCGGAAGAAUCAGCCAAGCCAGGAGCUCUAUUUUGGCGACUCACAGGAACCGGAAUAUCAUCUCGCCUUGCAGAGCAUUGUCUUCAAAAUAUUGACUCCAUGCAACGAGUCGAACGACCCGUGAAACGAUUCUAUUCUGCAAUGACCACCGUCCAUCCAGUAUACGAGACAAUACGCACUCGCAUCGCAUACCUAAUGGAUCGGGCUCCGGCUGAGACCCCUAGAAAUCUGACUGUGAAGCAUUCAGACGUCUUUCUCUAUCCAUCCGGCAUGUCCGCAAUCUACCAUACGCACCAAACGCUUCUCAAAUGGCGGGGUCUAGAGAGCGUGGUUAUUGGGUUCCCUUAUGAACUGACCAUCAAGAUGAUGGAGACAUAUGGCCCGUCAUUCAAGUUCUACAGCUUGGGUACCGAGGAACAGAUUGACGAGUUUGAGAUUUACCUUGAUACUAAGGCGCGAAUCGGCUCGAUGAUUCAGGCUGUCUGGUGUGAAUGUCCUUCCAACCCGCUACUCUACACGGUUGACCUGGGGAGAAUUCGAAGACUCGCAGACAAAUAUGGAUUUAUCGUCGUCGUUGAUGAGACGAUCGGUAGUUUUGCCAAUGUGGAUGUUUUGGGAGUGGCGGAUAUUGUGGUCACCUCGUUGAGCAAGUCGUUCAAUGGGUAUGCAGAUUUGUUGGCUGGAAGCGUCACCCUGAAUCCCAAUUCUGGCUACUACCGUGCCCUUAAGACCUGUCUGACGGAAGGCUACACCAACAAUCUCUAUAUCGACGACGCUAUACAACUAGAGCAUAACAGCCGCAAUUUCCUUCAGCGUGCAGCGCAGAUGAACACUACGGCCGAAUCCAUCGUCGACUAUCUAUCGCCAUUUGCUUCCGACCCAUCCAGCGUCGUGAGCGCGGUUCAUUACCCCAAAACAUGCCAGUCCGCGCAUCACUACGAAUCUCGUAUGCGUAAUGCAACCGACGAAUUCACGCCGGGAUAUGGAUGCCUCUUCACGGUCGACUUUAAUACGCUUGACGCAUCGCGGGCCUUUUUUGAUAGUCUAGACGUGUGGAAGGGCCCAUCGCUCGGCGCAAAUAUCACAUUGGCACAGCCCUAUGUGCAGAUGGUUCUGCAGAAAGAAAAGAAAUGGGCGGCUAGUCAUGGCUUGAGGGAGACGAUUGUGCGGGUCUCUGUCGGACUUGAGGGUAAAGAUGCUAUUCUACAGACUGUGAAAAAUGCCCAUAUGAUGGCGGAGAAGACGAAAGGCACUCAUGCUUUGUAA
This is a messenger RNA of Penicillium subrubescens, 1680 nucleotides long. Its product is annotated as PLP-dependent transferase. The record is from RefSeq and is a predicted model, not a curated record. Gene Ontology annotation, biological process: transsulfuration. Bases 1 to 1680 code for a protein of 559 amino acids. Lineage: Eukaryota; Fungi; Ascomycota; Eurotiomycetes; Eurotiales; Aspergillaceae. The transcript has 3 exons. Gene Ontology annotation, molecular function: cystathionine gamma-synthase activity; pyridoxal phosphate binding.